UAUACACCGAUAAUUUAUAUCCUGCUUUCCUGUAAUAUUUACAACACACCUUCUAGUCAUAUGACACGAUGGAAGUUCCGUGAAAUUGCAGGUGGCGCAAUUGUAACCUUAAAUACCUCGUGAUAUGUUUUCUCGGUUUUCUCUAUCGAUUUUGUUUGCCAGUACAAUAUAAUACAUACCAGUGUAUAUUUAGUUUCAUACGAAGCUUCAUCUCUGUGUGACAUGUUGCGUGAGUGUUUGUAUAUGUAUCGAAGUAGCAAGUAGCAAGACUGAGCAAGACCCUAGGGAUUUCACAUUCUCAUCUUAUUCGGUUAAACUACACAAGAGACAGAGAUAUUGAAUUGUGCAAUGAUAACAGGAAGAGUUCGAUCGUAAUAUUCUAUUUGGAUGAAAAGUAAAUCCGCCCAAACGGACAAAAAAAAAGAUGGGUUCCCUGUUCAGGAGCGAGGAGAUGACCUUGUGUCAACUCUUCCUGCAGAGUGAAGCAGCGUAUGCCUGUGUUUCCGAGCUUGGAGAACUCGGCCUUGUACAAUUUCGAGACCUCAACCCAGAUGUAAAUGCCUUCCAACGAAAAUUUGUCAAUGAGGUGCGUCGCUGCGAUGAGAUGGAACGCAAGCUACGCUACCUGGAGAAGGAGAUCAAAAAAGAUGGUAUACCGAUGCUGGAUACCGGUGAAAAUCCGGAAGCUCCUCAACCCAGAGAAAUGAUAGAUCUUGAAGCAACUUUUGAAAAAUUGGAGAACGAACUUCGAGAAGUCAACCAAAAUGCAGAGGCGUUGAAACGCAACUUUUUGGAACUUACAGAACUCAAGCACAUACUGAGAAAAACUCAGGUCUUUUUUGAUGAGGCUGAGCAUGGAGGUGUCGUGUCGCAGAUGGCAGACCCAAGCCGUGAGGAAGAGCAAGUCACUCUCUUGGGUGAGGAGGGCCUCCGCGCUGGCGGCCAGGCUCUUAAGCUCGGCUUCGUCGCUGGAGUCAUACUGAGGGAAAGGAUCCCUGCUUUCGAACGGAUGCUGUGGCGAGCUUGCAGAGGAAAUGUAUUCCUUCGUCAAGCUGAGAUUGAGACACCUCUGGAAGAUCCAUCCACGGGGGACCAAGUCUUCAAAUCCGUCUUCAUAAUAUUCUUUCAAGGUGACCAACUGAAGACUCGGGUUAAGAAAAUCUGCGAAGGUUUCAGGGCGACCCUCUAUCCUUGCCCGGAGGCACCUGCCGAUCGUCGUGAAAUGGCCAUGGGCGUGAUGACGCGCAUCGAGGACCUUAACACUGUUCUCGGACAGACACAGGAUCACCGACAUCGCGUACUCGUUGCUGCUGCCAAAAACAUCAAGAAUUGGUUUGUCAAAGUUCGCAAGAUCAAGGCUAUCUAUCACACGCUCAACUUGUUCAACUUGGACGUCACCCAAAAGUGUCUCAUCGCAGAAUGUUGGGUUCCUGUUUUGGAUAUCGAAACUAUACAGUUGGCUCUACGGCGUGGAACUGAACGCAGCGGAAGUUCGGUUCCACCGAUAUUGAAUCGUAUGCAAACGUUCGAGGAUCCACCGACGUACAACCGUACGAAUAAAUUUACGAAAGGUUUCCAGGCUCUGAUAGACGCCUACGGUGUAGCCUCCUACCGAGAAAUGAAUCCAGCGCCGUACACGAUAAUUACUUUUCCAUUUCUCUUCGCCGUCAUGUUCGGCGAUACGGGCCACGGUCUCAUAAUGUUUCUCUUCGGUGCCUGGAUGGUACUGAAGGAAAAACCAUUGGCGGCUCAGAAAUCGGACAACGAGAUUUGGAACAUCUUUUUCGGCGGUCGUUACAUCGUUUUUCUCAUGGGUCUAUUCUCUAUGUAUACCGGAUUGAUAUACAACGACGUAUUUUCAAAGUCGCUCAAUAUCUUUGGCUCCUAUUGGUCGGUUAAAUACGACUGGAAAACGAUGCAUGGAAAUAAAAAUCUUCAAUUAGAUCCGAACACCACGUCAUACGUUGGGUAUCCGUACCCAAUCGGCAUGGAUCCGGUGUGGCAAUUGGCAGAGAACAAAAUCAUAUUUCUCAAUUCUUAUAAAAUGAAAAUUUCUAUUAUUUUCGGCGUUAUACACAUGCUGUUCGGCGUCACUGUUGGCCUCUGGAAUCACAUGAACUUCAAGCGUUCCAUGAACAUCAUUUGCGAGUUUAUUCCUCAAAUCGUAUUCCUCAGUUUCUUGUUUCUCUACAUGGUUAUUCUCAUGUUCAUCAAGUGGAUUAAAUUCGAUCCGAAAGAGCAAGAUAUCGCUUGGGGACCGUACUGCGCUCCGUCGAUUCUUGUUACCUUCAUCAACAUGGUCCUCAUGAACGAAUCAAAAACGUUUUCUGGUUGCCACGAAUGGAUGUACGCCGGCCAAGGAGUUUUCCAGAGGAUGCUCCUUGUUCUCGCACUCCUUUGCAUCCCAUGGAUGUUGCUAGCAAAACCGAUCAUGAUGAUGCGCAGUCGGAGAGCACGUCAUGUUCAGUUGAACAAUCAUGGAACGGAAAACGGUGACGUUGAGGGUGGCCCAGGUGCCAUUCAACAAAACCCGGAUGCACCGGUCGCUCAUAAAGAAGAGGAAAUUGAAAUGAGCGAAGUUUUUAUUCAUCAAGGUAUUCAUACGAUUGAAUACGUACUGGGGAGUGUUUCUCACACGGCUUCGUACUUGCGUCUCUGGGCCUUGUCGCUCGCCCAUGCGCAACUGUCGGAAGUACUGUGGAACAUGGUGAUGAGAAACGGUUUGGCUAGCGAGGGUCCGAUCGGAGGAGUCAUGCUCUGGGCAAUUUUCGCUUUCUGGGCCGUCCUCACCGUAGGAAUUCUUGUUCUCAUGGAAGGCCUUUCCGCGUUCUUGCACACUCUCCGUCUCCACUGGGUGGAGUUCCAGAGCAAAUUUUACGGUGGUUUAGGAUACGGAUUCACCCCGUUCUCCUUCGAAAUAAUUCUCGAAUCAGCUCAGGCUACUCCCGAGGACUAGACGCUAUUCGAGUCAUAAAGACAAACAUAGUUCGCUAAAUUGCUGAGAAAAUGAAAUAUGCACUUAAAUUAGCCUCUCAGCUGGUAUAUAUCUAUUGGAAUUCGUGAGUUUCUCUCUACCGGACGUGUCUUUUUAUUUCAUCUCUCGAACGAAAAUAAUCUCCAUUUUCCCAACAUGUAACUUUGGCUUCUUCAAAAUACAAUUUCCUCUUUACCAGACCGUUUAACCGUUAUAUUCCUCGGUUGAAAAAGAAAGUGAAAAUUUAACGCGUCGUUAGAACGGCAGGUGCUUUUUUUACUUGUUUCAUUCCGGAUUUUUGAUUUCGAGAGUAUCGAAUAUUGAAGGAAAAACGAAGAUAAUAACUCUCUAUUAAAUGUAAUAGUUAUGCAUGUAUUCUGUUAGUCCGUUUGUUAUUCAUGAAAGCUGAAAGAGAGACAAGAGAAUUUGAAGAUAUCGCGUUCUUUUUAAAUCUAUUAAAUCAACUAUUUACGAAUCCGUAGCCUCUUGAAUCAAGUUCUUGAUGGACUAGAAAAAGGAAAAUAUAAUGUUGUCAAGUUUGCUGCGACGAAGAGUGAAGGAUUCUUUUGUAGACGAUAGCUUCAAAAAUUGAAUUAAAAAAUACAUUUUUCUCGUAAACAACCCUUAGAAGAAAAGAUAAUUGUUGCUGACAAUCUAAAAUAAAAAAAAAAUAAAAACAAAUAAUGGAAUUCUUCGCUCGAUCGCUAUAGAUCUGAUGUUGUAGUGAUAAAACUACUUGAAAUGUUUAAAAAAAAAAAAAAACACAUUGAGAAUGUUAAUCUAUUGAAAUAUACAUAACUAUAAAUAUUUAAUCUGUCUCUCGUGAAACUCCAUGGCACUCUGUACUACUAUAUUAUAUUAUUUCGAUGGUAUUAAAAGAAAAGAAAAAAACGAA
Venturia canescens is the source of this 3869-nucleotide messenger RNA. It is a transcript of the gene Vha100-1, whose product is annotated as V-type ATPase subunit a family protein Vha100-1. The record is from RefSeq and is a predicted model, not a curated record. Lineage: Eukaryota; Metazoa; Arthropoda; Insecta; Hymenoptera; Ichneumonidae. Gene Ontology annotation, biological process: vacuolar acidification; proton transmembrane transport. The transcript is spliced from 11 exons. Gene Ontology annotation, cellular component: vacuolar proton-transporting V-type ATPase, V0 domain; plasma membrane; vacuolar proton-transporting V-type ATPase complex. Gene Ontology annotation, molecular function: ATPase binding; proton-transporting ATPase activity, rotational mechanism. Bases 425 to 2956 code for a protein of 843 amino acids.